GCCGAAGCGCGACCGCGCCCCUGGCCCGCCGCCCAGCCAUGUGCGCAGACGCCGCCGGCACGGAGGCGCGCCCCCUGGCCGCCGAGCUGGCGCGGCGCCUGCCCGGCCUGCUCUUCGCGGGCGUCGACCGCUUCCCGCUGGCGGGCGGCCGGCGCCCCCCCGGCGCGGCGGCGGAGGAGUGCGGCCGGCGCCCCGCGCCGGUCCCCGUGCUGGCCGUGCGGGCGCGGGCCGUCGGGGAGCUGCUGGACGCGGGCACCGCGGAGGCGAUGGCUGCGCUGUCGCAGGGGGAGCGGCGGCGGGAGACGGAGCCCCGGCGCUUGGAGCUCUGGCUGCCGUCGGAGCUGCUCGGCGGCAGCCGCGGCCCGGCCCAGCAGGUGGAGGUCUCCUGGCACGACGCCGCAGACUUCGCGGCCCUGCUGCUCAAGGGGAACCCCAGCGCCGUCGAGGCAGUCCGCUCCGGGGAGGCGCCCCUGCACAGCAGCCCGGAGUGGGCCGCGCUGCUCGCCGUGCUCGGCCCCGGCUGCUGCGAGUCGCUGCUCGCGGGCAAGGACUACCGCAUGGCCUGCGCGGGUCCGGCGAUGAGCCUGCUGCGAGGCUCGCCGAGCGUGCUGGGCCCUGACCUGCUGCCUGCGGUGUCGGAGCUCUGUGAGCGAGCAGCGACGGGUGCCGGGGAGGAGCUUCGCGGUCGCGUCGUGGAGCUCGUCGCGAGCGGCGAGGCAGGGCGGGAGGCGUGGCAGGCCGCGGUCUCCGACCUGGUGAGGGCUGCAAGCAAGGCGCCCUGUGCAGCCAGCGCGCUGCCCGUGGAGCUCGUGCAGGGAUGGGCCGACCGCAUCCGCAGGAGCAGCUUCCUGUCCUUUGCGAUGCAGAUCACGGCGCCCAGCGCAGCCCUUCUGGCAGCACGGCAGGAUGCGCCUGCCCUCGACCCCGAGUGGUUGUCGCGGAUGGGGCCCGCCUGGCCCGCAGGCGCAGGGCUGGUCUUCAUGGCGCAGACGGGCAGCUUCAUGUACGACCUCCACACACCCUCGAGCGAUUCCGACUUCAGCAUCGUCUAUGUUUUGCCGACGGACCAGCUCGUUGCGCGGGAGCCACCGGCGGUGGAGUUUCAGCACCACGCGGAGGGCCCCUUCGGCUCAGACAAGGCGGGUGAGGUAGAAUACAGCGGGAGGGAGCUGGGCUCUUUCCUGUUGGAGCUGGCCAAAGGAAACCCGCGCAACGUGGAGCUCCUCUUCACGGAGAAGCCGCACCAGUACGGCGCGCUGUGGGGCGAGCUGCGCGCCAUGCGCCAGGGGUUCCUCACGCUGCGCUGCGUCAAGCAGUACCUCGGCUUUGUCGCGGAGAAGAUCCGCAAGGCCGCGGCCUUUUCCGAGGAGGGCGCAGGGUCCGCAUUCAGCGCCGAGGUGGGCAGGAAGGUCUCGAAGAGCUUGUACCAGGGGCAGCACAAGCUCUACGAGCUGGAGCGCGUGCUGCGCGGCGAGAGCCCAGUGGUUGCUCUGGUUGGGGAGGAGCGGGAGGCCGUGCUCCGGCUGCGCCGCCAGCCGCCCAGCAGCCUGGGGGAGGCGCGCGCGCUCAUCGCGGAGGCGGAGGCGCAGCUGCGCUCCCUCAGCGGCAGGGCGAGGGAGGCCGAGGCCGCCGCGGCGCUGCCCGCCGAGGUGGAUGCGCCCGCCCUGUGCGGCUGGCUGCGCGGUGUCCGGGAGCGGCUUGCGCAGCAGGCCGCUGCCGGCGCCCCCCGGUGAGUGCAGUGCGCCCGGCGAGGCCCUGGCUGGCACAGCCUCUAGAGGGCGUGACGAGCGGUUCAGCGGAGCGCCUGGUGUGUGUGUGUGUGUGUGUUCUGUGUGCACCUGGCUUCCGUCGAUCCGACGGUGGCGUGGCUUUUCGGCGUCGCCUCAGCCGGUUCGGUCCCGGCCGUCGCUGUUGCAUCAGGGCCGAACCUUGGCACUCCUCAUCGUUCGGUGCACUCGGCGCAGCGGCGUGUACAGCUUCACGGGCGUGUUGUCAAAAUCUGUGGGCAUGGCGAGAGGA
Prorocentrum cordatum is the source of this 2019-nucleotide messenger RNA. Lineage: Eukaryota; Dinophyceae; Prorocentrales; Prorocentraceae. The record is from the annotation of a GenBank genome assembly.